Hordeum vulgare subsp. vulgare (domesticated barley) is the source of this 648-nucleotide messenger RNA. Its product is annotated as NADPH-dependent aldehyde reductase 2, chloroplastic-like. Lineage: Eukaryota; Viridiplantae; Streptophyta; Magnoliopsida; Poales; Poaceae. The coding region runs from base 1 to 648 and encodes 215 amino acids. The transcript has 3 exons. The record is from RefSeq and is a predicted model, not a curated record.
AUGGUGAUGGCCAGAAACAGGGGUGGGGUGGUGGGAUUUGACUCGAGUACCUUGGAUCUUCGACCUACCACCGCCAACACCGCCGCCAACGUCCGCCUCCGAGAUGCACGAUCUCAUCACAGUAGCUGGGGUUUUACAAUAGGGAAGUUUUCCGUGCCAACCAGAGCUGCGUUAAAAUUGCAACCAAACAACGCCACUCCGGCCGCCGCCCGCUACCGCGCGCUCGCCGACAUCACCGUGGAGGACUUCGACGCCAUGUCCGCAGUGAACGUGCGCGGGAUGUUCCUGGUGUGCCACAAGGUGGCCAACCACAUGUCGGCCGACAGUGGCGGCCGCGUCAUGACCUUGUCGUCAUCCAUCAUGGGCAGGCUCCUGCCGGGCUACACGGCGACCAACGGUCAAGUGGAUGCCAUGACGAGGAUCUUGGCCAAGGAGGUGGCGGCGAAGGUGAUCAUGGCCAAUGUUGUAACCCCGGGGCACGUGCGCAUGGAAGUGUUCCUGGCCGAGAAGGACGAUUCGGACUUCCAGAGCAUGGAGGCCCGGUCUAUGGGGCGCAUCGCACAGACAACAGAUGUGGUUCCGGUGGUGGCAUUUCUGUCCAGUAACGUCACCGACUGGGUGAACGGUCAGGUCAUCAGGGUCAACUAG